CCCCGUGUGACGCGCUGUCCCCCAGGGCCACACCAAGGGCCCGUUCCUCGUCAGCGCCCCGCUCUCCACCAUCAUCAACUGGGAGCGCGAGUUCCAGAUGUGGGCGCCCGCCUUCUACGUUGUCACCUACACCGGGGACAAGGACAGCCGCGCCAUCAUCCGCGAGAACGAGUUCUCCUUCGACGACAACGCCAUGAAGGGCGGCAAGAAGGCCUUCAAGAUGAAGCGSGAGGCUCAGGUCAAGUUCCACGUUCUGCUCACGUCCUACGAGCUCAUCACCAUCGACCAAGCGGCGCUGGGCUCCAUCCGCUGGGCCUGCCUGGUGGUGGAUGAGGCUCACCGGCUCAAAAACAACCAGUCCAAGGUGCGGGGGCACCCCAAAAACCGGGGAUACCCCAAAAACCGGGCAUGGGCAUAG
Molecule: messenger RNA, 418 nt
Organism: Malurus melanocephalus (red-backed fairy wren)
Lineage: Eukaryota; Metazoa; Chordata; Aves; Passeriformes; Maluridae
Product: chromodomain-helicase-DNA-binding protein 3-like
Exons: 2
Coding region: 98-418 (106 amino acids)
Biological process (GO): negative regulation of transcription by RNA polymerase II; chromatin remodeling
Cellular component (GO): chromatin; NuRD complex; nucleus
Molecular function (GO): ATP binding; histone binding; ATP hydrolysis activity
Source: RefSeq, a predicted model, not a curated record